AUGCGAUCCAUCUGCCUCAUUGCUCUCUUCAUGGAUAGUGUGACGCUUGUCCUUGCUGAUUAUGCCUCAGGUCUCAUAGAGGCCCCUGUUCCUGAACGGGCGUCCACGAACGGGGAUAUCCUUGCAAAGAUUACCGAGCUGGCGAUUGGAAAAGCUAGCGAGUCUGCUCCCUUGAUCGAGUCAACCCCAGCCAAGUUCGUUGGUUGGAAGGGCGACGCUGGCGCCAAUGCUCGCGAGCAUCAAGGCGAGCUUGCUGGUAUCGCUGAUGCUGAUGGGCAUCAAAUCAUCUCGACAGCAUAUCGUCCUGGUAACGUCGAAGACCACUUUGAGACAUGUGUGCAUCAGCUGCAUAGCAAUCAAGAUCACAAGGAGCUGUUGGAAUAUCUGAGAUCUAGUUUGAUACGCGGCAACGACCUCGUCAAGUUGCAAGAGCUUGUGAAGGAGGGAAGCGUUUUCAAAGCGGCGAAAGCUAUCCACACACAACGAAAAUCGCCGCAUUCUGUAGAGUGGGACAACUUGAAGACGGCGGAGUUCCUACAGUGGAUCAUGGAAAAGAAGAAUCCUGUGGACGUCCAGAACCUUUUGGUGAAGAGCGGCGGCGAGGGCACCGAAGCUAUCGCGCUCGAAAUCGCCAUAAGCUACGAGAAUUAUGUACGCGCGAUAGGAAUUACUUACGACAGAAGUGGUUGA
Messenger RNA from Hyaloperonospora brassicae, 690 nucleotides. NCBI's taxonomy places the organism in Eukaryota, Oomycota, Peronosporomycetes, Peronosporales, Peronosporaceae. The record is from the annotation of a GenBank genome assembly.